AUGGGAUCAGCAGUGACUCAGGUUCUCGCUGAUGCGUACAUGGCCGAAUGGAAAGCCGAUUUUUUGGCGUCACAAAGACAAGCGGAGGAGAUGUAUGUACGUUUUAGAGAUCAUAUCUUCUUCACUACUCGCCUUACUGCAUUUCAAAUCGAACAAAAGCUAGGCAUUCUCAAUAACAAAGACAUUAGCAUCAAGUUGACGUUUGAAAUUGGAAAGAGCUGUGCGUACCUCGAUGUUUUCAUUAAGGCACAGGUUCCACGCGCAUCAACAGCCGUGUACCGCAAACCGGUAGUCCAACCAUACUUACUACCGUUUGACACCUCACACCCAAUGCAUGUCAAGCGAAAUAUACCUGUGGUUUCAUUCAUUCGUGCCAUCAGGAUAUGUUCGGGUCAAGAGAAGUGUCAGGCGGAAUUCACACGAAUACGCACGCGACUACUCCUCAACAGGUACCCACCGGUAUUUAUAGACCAGCAACUCCAGCGUCUCCUCAACGACUUAAAACUCUCCUGUAAAGACGAGCUUUUUCAAAAAUACCACCCUAUUCGGACUCACCUACGCCAGAUAGACUGGAGAAAGCAGGACCCGUCGAUCAAACAACGGUGUCCCAGCAACUGGGAUACUGACCUGCUAACACAUUUUCCCUACACGCCAUCUUUAAACCGUUUUGCCACACGUUUUAACCAGCUUUGGCGGCAAAUAUUUACCGACACACCCCUUGAGCCUAUUACGCCCAUAUUCGGUUUUCGCACAACAUCUAACCUUGCCAGAACUUUUAUAAGACAGAAACCACCCAAGCAUAUACUACAACCGCAGAUAAGUCAUGCAACCACAUAGAGUAAAAAUACUCCCAACGAAAACGCUGCAUAUUGUCUCUCUCCCUACUCACUACCACCACCCCUCACUGCCAUCACCACUCACUACCACCACUCACUGCCACCAUCAUCACUCACUACCGCCACCACCACUCACUGUCACCACCCUUCACAUUCACCACGCAUUAUCGGAUGUCAAAUGCCCACUUUUUACGCGAAAAACUACCAUAAAGUAUUUUUAUUGAUUUUUCUGUGAACAAUAGCUCAGAAACUCGAAUCCAUUAAUCGUUUUAGUUUUCUUCAAAAACGUUUUUAAUCCAGCAAAAAGUUCACCGCAAAAAUGCUCCGUUUUUGCCUCUACCCUCAUGCGCCCAAUAUGUUUCGUUUUCACGCGAAACCAAAAACGUCUUUUUUCCAUGAUUUUUACCCCAAAACUGGUUAAAUACCCGUGCUGAUGCAUUUAUACGACUUGAGAAGGUGCCAGAGUGACCUGAACCACUAUACGGCCUGGCCAGCUAACUCUACCUGCGUACGUAAUUCCGUGACGUUUUUCUAUGAUUUUGUUUUAUUUGCAGAAAUUUUUGAAAAAGUCAGAACUCAAAAGUAAAUAAACCAUUUUGUAGA
Molecule: messenger RNA, 1439 nt
Organism: Didymodactylos carnosus
Lineage: Eukaryota; Metazoa; Rotifera; Eurotatoria; Philodinida; Philodinidae
Source: the annotation of a GenBank genome assembly